Molecule: messenger RNA, 393 nt
Organism: Zasmidium cellare ATCC 36951
Lineage: Eukaryota; Fungi; Ascomycota; Dothideomycetes; Mycosphaerellales; Mycosphaerellaceae
Exons: 3
Coding region: 1-393 (130 amino acids)
Biological process (GO): translation
Cellular component (GO): cytosolic small ribosomal subunit; ribosome
Molecular function (GO): structural constituent of ribosome
Source: RefSeq, a predicted model, not a curated record
AUGGUCAAGACUUCCGUCCUCAACGAUGCGCUCAAUGCCAUCAACAACGCCGAGAAGACCGGCAAGCGCCAGGUCAUGAUCCGACCAUCCUCCAAGGUCAUCGUCAAGUUCCUCCAGGUCAUGCAGCGCCACGGCUACAUCGGCGAGUUCGAGGAGGUCGACGACCACCGCAACGGCAAGAUCGUCAUUCAGCUGAACGGCCGCCUCAACAAGACCGGUGUCAUCAGCCCUCGCUACAACAUCCAGCUCCGCGAUAUGGAGAAGUGGGUCACCAAGCUCCUUCCCUCGCGUCAGUUCGGAUACGUCGUCCUCACCACCUCUGCCGGUAUCAUGGACCACGAGGAGGCCAGGAGAAAGCACGUCGCUGGCAAGAUCCUUGGUUUCUUCUACUAG